Messenger RNA from Ctenopharyngodon idella (grass carp), 3461 nucleotides. Its product is annotated as natural killer cell receptor 2B4-like. Lineage: Eukaryota; Metazoa; Chordata; Actinopteri; Cypriniformes; Xenocyprididae. The coding region runs from base 2375 to 3316 and encodes 313 amino acids. The transcript is spliced from 4 exons. The record is from RefSeq and is a predicted model, not a curated record.
GCCAAAGGUGAGAGUGCUAGUGUGUGCCAGGGCCAAUAGCGUUUCCACUGUCACUUCCGGGGCUUGAUCAGGCCUCAUUGGGGUUUCCUCAGGGCCAACGGCCAUUGUUUUUUGGCCCGACAAGUACCUACUUUUAAACAAUUUUCAGUUAAAAGCUCACUUUCAGACACCAGUGAGUGUUUGAAAUAACUUCCUUGUGAGCCGAUGGGGAUUCUGAUCACUGUAUGAAGCAGAAAUAUACUUAUAUGUGAUGCUAAAGUAUACUUAUGCUAAUCAUUGUGAUAAUAAAUACACACGUUUAUGGAAAAUACCAGAAACUGCUUGAGGAACAUAGACUCAUAUAUGACUCAUAUAUGAUUAUAAUCAUAACUCAUAUAUGAUUAUAAUCAUGUAUUUAUUUGGUUUAAUGUUUUAUUAGUCUCUUCCCUGUGCCUUUGUUGAUACUGGACUAAUGCAUCCGUAUAUCUGUCACACUCAAACACUUAUAUAACUCGUAUAACUCAUAACUCCUGUUUUCUUCUCAUGAGCUCCCUCUGUUGCUCUGGCUGAAAGGAUAACAGUAUAGAGAGAUCGCUCAAACCUCCUCGGAUUGCAAUCAUUGCAUAAUUUCGAGGAAAAUGAACAGAAAUGCUCAGAAAUGUGACGUAAAUGUUAUUUUAUGAAUAUUUUUCUAAAUGUGUAAGCCUUUGGAUUUAAAAGCCUUACUGGAGUUAUUUUGAAACUGAAGCAGGUGCAACUGAACAGGUAAGUGUUCUCUUUUUAUGUGAAAUGGUAAAAACCAGUUUGAUUCAGCACGAUUGAUGUGCAGUCCUGACACAAAUUAAUAAAUUACUGCUACUGUAAUGUUUUUAUUGUAAAACAUUGGUCAAAUAUUGAUGUUGGAAUCUUAAAUCUUUAAGUAAAGACCAAACGUUCACUUCUGUCAUGCUCAUUUUGCGAUCUAGCUAGUUUUCAGUCAGCUUGUGAAAUGGUCAGGUUGUGUGACGUUGUUCUGUGGAGGUGUGUUAAGGGUGUUUUAGGGAAGUGCUGUGGGGUUACUGGCCCGACAGUGGAAAUGCAACUUGAUUUUGGCCUCGGUGCUUGUGGUCCGAGUCUAUUAGCCCAGCAUGGCAUGUUGUUAGCCCUGGCUUGUACUGGCCCGACAUUGGAAAAGUGGCUAUUGAAGAAUAUUUAAAUUUCUGUUCUAGCCAAGUCAGAAGUGUGACAAAUGAAAACAUUUGUUAAAAUGAUGACAAGCUAGAAUAUAAAAUAAGUUAACUGGCUGGUUUUAAGUUAGUCAAAAAAAAAAAAAAAAAACUUUAUUAUUAUUAGCGUUAUUCAGCAUGAAGAUUUACCAAUUGUCACAGUCUCCGUCUGUCCUGGACUCCAUUUCCCAUCAUCCUCCAUGGCCCUCACCUGCACUCACUCCACCAUCAGCUAAUCACACACACCUGUUCCCUGUCAGCACCUCAUCACACAGGACUAUUUAAGCACACCACUCACCUCCUUUAGUUGUCUGAUCUCAUUUAUAUGAAGGAUGCUUCAUGUUUAUCUCCAAGACACUUAGCUGUUCUACUCCAGCGUGUUUCCCCAGUCUCUGUGCUUUGUCGUCUGUGUGUGAGUCUACCCACCUUCAAUGUGUGUUCAUCCUGUCGACUGAUAUCCAUCCAUCCAUGGUCUGCAAACCUGUAAGACUAAGGACUGUAUCUGUGUUCAGUUACCACUUUGCAAGGACUCCAUCUUCUAUCCACUCCCCUGCAUCACUGUGUCACCCUGCUGUUUGUUAAAUUAACAUCCCUCUGUGUUCACCUCUGUGUCUCCGUCCCUCCUGUCCAUAACACCAACAUUUCAAAUAAAAAAAACAAAACAAAAACUCCACAGCAUAAUCUAUUCAUGCUGCACUGAAUGCUGGGUACCAUACAUAUGCACUGUAUAAAUACAGUAUGAUAUUGUAGAUUUUACUUGAAAUUUCCAAGAGUGCAGUUAGAUACAAGGGAACCCCUACUGUGGAAUUACUGUGAAAGUAAUGCAAUUAUUAACCUGGAAUAUACUGUAAUUUCACACUAAAAAAUUGUAGAUUAAAAAGUUCAAAGUUGUUCAUAGUAGCAGGACAGGAAGAAACUCUUCACCUACAAACUAACAUAAACACACAUUCACUGUAUAAAAAAAACAACAACCCUGCUGCAGGUUUCAGUUUGUCUCAGAGGAUGAACUUCUGUAAAACUUGUACUGUGAGAUCAGACAUGGUUUUAACUUUAACUUAAUUUUAAUUUUCUAUUUUCCCCAUACAUGAAUUGAAUAAAUAUAAAGCACUAGAGUUACUCUCUGUUUUAUGUUACAUUUCUAUUUUAUCAUGAAAUGUAGUUUUUAUUUUAUAUAAAUAACGUGCAUAUACAUGUGUGCGUGUGCAUCAGGAGGGUCAGACUCUGUCGGGGGAGGAUUCACAUUACUUCUGUUGUGUUUCUUUAGAUCAGUUGUGCUUUCAUUCAUUGUCUUAUUAGAUCAGAAAAUGUUUAGUGUGUUUGUUUUGUUCUGUUUGUGCUGCCGGCGUGUGAUUGGUGAGCUUGAUGCUGAAACAACUGAAAUACAAUCAGUGUCAGUGAUGGAGGGAGAUUCUGUCACUUUACACACCAGUGUUACUAAAAUACGUGAAGACGACGACAUACUGUGGAAAUUUGGAGCUAAAAACUCUCUUAUAGCUAAAAUCAGCAUUGAGAACCAAAUCUUCUCCAAAUAUAAUGGUACUGAUGGGAAAUUCAGAGACAGACUGAAGCUGGAUGAUCAAACUGGAUCUCUGACCAUCACAAACAUCACAACUGAACAUGCUGGAGUUUAUCAACUAGAGUUAAAUGGAGCAAAACUGUCAACAAAAACAUUCAAUGUUUCUGUCUAUACUCGUCUGCCUGUUCCUGUCAUCAGCAGUAACUCUUCACAAUGUUCUUCAUCAUCAUCAUCAUCAUGUUCAUUGGUGUGUUCAGCUGUGAAUGUGAGUCAUGUGACUCUCUCCUGGUACAAAGGAAACAGUUUAUUGUCCAGCAUCAGUGUGUCUGAUCUCAGCAUCAGUCUCUCUCUACCUCUGGAGGUGGAAUAUCAGGAUAACAACACCUACAGCUGUGUGCUGAACAAUCCCAUCAGCCACCAGACUCAACAUCUGGACAUCACUCAACUCUGUCACACAUGUGCAGACUCUGUCCGCUCUUGUGGUUCUACUGAAGCUGUGAUCCGAUUGGUCCUCUCUGCACUGGUGGGUGUGGCUACUGUCAUUCUUCUGGUUUAUGAUAUUAGAUCCAGAAGAGAUGAACAAAAUCAAGUACAUAUUCACACAUUGGGACAGUAAAUGAUGAUGUCAUUUCUCAUUCUCAACUAUUUCAAUGAUUUAAUAAUCUUGAUUUAUUUUUAAUAGCUUAAUAUAUUAAUCUGCUGGUGUCAAUGUUUAUUUAUUGGCAUGUUUUUCAAUAAAACUUUCCCACUCUGAAAUUCAA